This is a messenger RNA of Anguilla rostrata (American eel), 7563 nucleotides long. RefSeq names its product potassium inwardly rectifying channel subfamily J member 12a (gene kcnj12a). The transcript is spliced from 2 exons. NCBI's taxonomy places the organism in Eukaryota, Metazoa, Chordata, Actinopteri, Anguilliformes, Anguillidae. Bases 770 to 2065 code for a protein of 431 amino acids. Gene Ontology annotation, biological process: regulation of monoatomic ion transmembrane transport; potassium ion import across plasma membrane. Gene Ontology annotation, molecular function: inward rectifier potassium channel activity. The record is from RefSeq and is a predicted model, not a curated record. Gene Ontology annotation, cellular component: plasma membrane.
GAGAGAGAGAGAGCGAGCACCAGUGAGAGAGAAAGAGAGAGAGGCUGAAAACUGCCACAGAACUGGAUCAGAUAGCAAAGAUAGAGAGAGAGAGCAAGCACGAAGAGAGAAGAAGUGGAAGCUAUCUUUUUAGUUUUAGAGACUUUUUUUUUUUUUUUGGCAGAUUUCUGCUCGCUGCGGCAAAACACGCAGGCAUACAGGAUCAAAGAGGACGGAUCCCAGUGGUUGAGGAUACCAUGUGGUUUUCAUGCCAGGAAAUUAUCACCUAGUUCCCUCUUCUAAAGCAGAGGUUCUGGGGUGUCGAUUGCUUUUUGGAGUGUGACCUUUUCUCAUUUUUAAUUUCUAUUUUCUUUCAUAAAAAAAGAAAAAAGAAAACAGGGGUGAGAGUGAUUGUGAUUCAGAAGUUUUCUUACUGAGAAAAUUAAAUAUUGAUGGAGAUGAAGAAGCUCAAAGGGGUUUUGCAUCUCUGGCUCAAAUGGAUGGAAUGGUUUUACCCGUGAGAGUCUGAAAAGACCCAGCCGAACCUUAAGCGAGGAAAUGCUGCAGUUCGGCUAGCCGGAAGAAGAGAGAAAGAGGAUACUGCACCUACAGAGGGUGAACCAGGGGGAACUCGCAAGGGUGCAGGCCUGGCGCCCAUCACGGGGGCAUCAGUGCACCAGUGCCCCCGGAUACAGCUUUUACCACUGUUGCCACGGUGAAUGGUUUUGCUGGCACACAGUAAACAACUGCUUGACUUGCUGUCUCUCCAUUGCCCGAGAUCCUGGAAGGUAUGAGUGUGGGCAGGAUCAAGCGCUACAGCAUCGUGUCCUCGGAGGAAGAAGCCUUGCGUCUCACCACCAUGCCCGGGGUGAACGGCUUCGGAAACGGAAAGAUCCACACCCGCCGGAAGUGCCGCAACCGCUUCGUGAAGAAGAACGGCCAGUGCAACGUCCAGUUCGCCAACAUGGAUGACAAGUCACAGCGGUACAUGGCCGACAUCUUCACCACCUGUGUGGAUAUCCGCUGGCGGUACAUGCUCAUCAUCUUCUGCCUGGUCUUUGUGGUGUCCUGGCUGGCCUUCGGGCUGGCCUUCUGGGUCAUUGCGUUGGUCCACGGCGACCUGGACAACCCAGCUGGGGAUGAGAACUUCACGCCCUGCGUACUGCAGGUCAAUGGAUUCAUUGCUGCUUUCCUCUUCUCCAUCGAGACGCAGACCACCAUUGGUUACGGUUUCCGCUGCGUCACAGAGGAAUGUCCGGUGGCCGUUUUCCUGGUGGUCUUUCAGUCCAUUGUGGGGUGUAUAAUUGACUCUUUCAUGAUUGGCGCUAUAAUGGCAAAAAUGGCACGGCCCAAGAAAAGGGCCCAGACGCUGCUGUUUAGCCACAAUGCGGUAAUCGCCAUGAGGGAUGGCAAACUCAGCCUUAUGUGGCGGGUGGGGAACCUCAGAAAGAGCCAUAUUGUGGAGGCCCAUGUCAGGGCUCAGCUGAUCAAGCCUCGGAUCACAGAGGAAGGGGAGUACAUACCUCUAGACCAAAUAGACAUUAAUGUGGGCUUUGAUAAAGGCUUGGACCGAAUCUUCCUGGUUUCACCCAUCACGAUCCUCCAUGAGAUCGACGAGGAGAGCCCCCUGUUUGGCAUCAGCAAACAGGACCUUGAGACGGCUGAUUUUGAGAUAGUGGUUAUACUUGAAGGGAUGGUGGAGGCCACUGCCAUGACCACGCAGGCACGCAGCUCAUACCUGGCCACAGAGAUUCUGUGGGGCCACAGGUUUGAGCCUGUCCUCUUUGAGGAGAAGAACCAGUACAAAGUAGACUACUCUCACUUUCACAAAACCUACGAGGUGCCGUCGACUCCUCGGUGCAGUGCCAAGGACAUGGUGGAGAACAAGUUUCUGGUUCCCAGCACCAAUUCCUUCUGCUACGAGAACGAGCUUGCUUUCAUGAGCAGGGAUGAGGACGAGGAUGAGGACAGCGAAAGGGUCCUGGAUGACCUCAGCCCGGACGGCAACAGCCGACACGAAUUUGAGAGACUACAGGCUACCAUAGGACUGGAUCAACGGUCAUACCGGAGGGAAUCCGAGAUAUGACCCACCCUGCCCCCUGUCAUCAGCUUUUGAAUAUAUUAUUUUUUCUCUUUCUUUUCUUGAAUAAAUGCAGAACAAUGCAAGUGCCAUAGGAAUUCCUAACUACUGUCAUAGCAGUGAAAAGUCAAGAGACAACAGCUGGUGGAGAUAAAGGGGGGAAUCAUGAAUAAAGGCAGAGGCAAACACAUUUUGAAAACAUAGGUUUGUGAAAGUCUAGUUGAGAAUGUCAGAGAAAAAGAAAAUUUCUCUUUCUUUUAUGAAAAAACUUGAAUUUUUUUUCCACAAGGUAGUUUGAGCCGAGAGCUUUAAAUAAUACAAUACAAAGAAUUGUUCAAAUAUAUGAAACAAUCUCACAUUUAAACUGUAAAUAGACUGCUUAGAUAAGUUAUGUUUCGUGUGGAAUAUUAUUUUCAGAAAGCCUAUUAAAACAUCUGCUCCUGGGCGCAAAUGACCAUAGUACUGCCAGAAGAGAGGUGCAAUACUGUGCCUGCCCAUAUUGAAACUCUGGUUAUCCACAGUGCAGCUCCUGAGUUCAUUUACAUAUUAAAACUCCCUGGAAGUGCACUACAGCACUGUAAAGCACAUGAGCUACUCAAACCUAAAGUACGUGUCAUUGAGCAUUGUAGAGUUUGUCUCCUAACUGAGGCACCGGAUCAACAUGCUACAGAGCACAGAGCAAAUCGAGAAGGGAGAUAUGGAAGUGGCCUGGCAACUGUGAUCAGAUUUAUCACGCACUAAAUAUAUCAUUUGCACUAUAAUUUGAGGAUAAUCAAAUUAUGUAUGUUGCACAGGAAUGGGCAACACGUACAUUCUUUUUUGCGUUCUUGUUUUUACUUAAGUACCUGAAGUGACAAAAAAGUUAUACGGUAUUAGUUGUCUAGCACAAACCACUUGAUAUCCCUUUCUUUACAAUGGGUGUGGGGAACAAAAUGGGAAAAUGCUUGCACACACAGACACAUCUAUGCUGAACUCAUCAAGUUAGAGAAAUGAUUUUCAAAUUACACCAUUUAUUAGUACAUUAAAUGUAAUGUAGAGAUAACCUCCGUUCAUGGAUGUCUGACUUAUAAUUAAGCAAAUCCUUUCCACUUGAAAUUUAAAUAACGGUUUGAGGCACAGGGGAGAAAUGAGAGAUUACUGUUCAUUAUACUGUUAGGAUUUUUAUGUCAUUCACUUCAUAACUUGUAUCUAUGCACAUCAGAUAUGUUAUCAGGAAACAAAGGCUUUGUGUAGAGCUGUAGAACAUAUUCUUGCACUGCAUUAUCAUUGUUUGAGUUACUCAGCAAGAAGCCAGGUAAAUAUAGUCUGAAAUUAAUGUGUUACCUCGAAGCAAUGAAAUCUGAAGUAAUACCAAUAAUGAGACUCCAUUCCCCAGAAACCUACCACUAUAAUUCCUAAUUCCCUCAUUUGUAGAGAAUUUAGACUGAAUGAAUACGUUGCAAUCUACUGGGGAUACUAUUAAUAAAAAUGAUGGUUCCAUAGCUACUGUCCAAAUAUGGACAAAAGUAUUUCCUGACAGGCAAGAAAAAUAACAGGGGGGGGGGGCAGGGGGGAUGAACAGCUAAAUAGGAGGACACAUUUAAGGCCAAAAGUCUCCCCUAUGAGCAAAUAAUGAUACAAACAUGAUAAUGAUACACAUGGAUCUGAUUCCCCAGGGUGCAGCUGUGUUAUAGCGUGCUGGACAAUGACCUAACACAGUAAAUGCAGGGGACCAUGACUUCUCCUGGCUAAAAGCAUGGAUAAGACAGGACUUCAACAAGAAAGACUGGCUAAAACGAAUAAGCAGGGUAUUAGAGCUAUCUGGAAGGCUACUGAGUAAAAUGGGAAAUGUAAGUGUUCUUUCUUCAGGAUGAGCCAUGCUUAAACUCAAGAACACACUCAUGUGUUGAGCUUUUGCACCUCUUUCGUUUUAAAAGCUCUCAUUUAUUUUGUUGCUCCUCUGAUAUUUUGUGACAUAACUAGUUGGCGAUAUAAAAACCAAAGUUGCAGAUUUAAAAACAAGACGUAGAAUGCAUGUUCUUAGCAAUAUCCUUGAUAGUGUUGUACCAUCAUUCAUUGACUUGCAUAACAUGUCAGUAAUCCUACAGUAUGCUUCUGGACAAACCCUCCUCAAGCACAUUAAUCUUGCAAAAGAUGCAAGAGUAGUGAAGAAGUUAAUGUCUUUAUAUAGUUAUUUUAUAUAGCUCAAUUUCCUUAUAUGCGAACCUGCAAAUUCCUCAUCAUUUAAGACCCUCUUAGAAUAACAAAUGCAGACAAUCGUGCUGUAUGUACAAGCAAAUAUCUGAAAGAUUUUCUGUCUGAUGAGGUUGGCUGUGCUUUUCGUCCCAGUUUUCCAUGUUUUCAUGCUCAUUUUUGAAAAAUAACUAUAAUUAUACAUUUUAACCUGUUUUGGCUGGGCCACAACAGCAGGGCCAGCCCUACAAACGCAAAUGUCUGUGACGGACUGAGUGAGUGACUGAGUGUGUGAUGAAGUUACACCAUUGGUCGGCCGAGUUAUGAAGUCACACCAUUGGUCGGCCGGAGUCACGUGUGUUAGGUCCAGCCAUAUAUUAGGUUUUAACCUGGUCUUGUUUAUUGACAACACUGAUUUGAAAAAUUUUUGACUGGGACAUGAUAAUGUGUUUUGGGGUUGUUGGGGGGGUUUUAUUAGAGAGGGAACAUUUCUCUCAUUUUAACUAUACCACAUUGCUAACUUGCUAUUUCAUUUCUUUUCAGUAAACAUUAUACUAGUAUUGUGCAAAGAAACAUAACUCGGAAAUAGUUACAGAUGAAACAUACAUUUGACUUAAGUUUUAAAUUUUGAUGCCACAUCCCCUCUCAAAAGAAAUUGCUUUGCAAAUUUUCUGUAGACCAAAUAAAUGGGUUUAACAGGCCGUUAUCCAGUCAAGGCAUUAUCAGUUGCCUUUAGCAAUUCAUGGUGUAUUUAUAGUAAAAGUACAGUUACAGACACCAACAGUUGAACCUUAUGAGGAAUGUCACCACUUCAAUCUGCCUGUCAAAAUUGAUUGUGACAUUGUAAAUGAGCACAGAUAUAUCUGUCUAUGGCAUGUUUAUACAUCAGGGAGCAGUUUUGGAUUAAUUGUUUCGGUUGCUAAAUUUGGAAUCAAACAUCAUCUUUUCAUAUAUCUGGACAGCCAUUUCCAUUCAAAAACUUGGUCGGUAAAAAGAGUGCUUCCAAAAAAUGUGCAAUUUAACAAAACCGUAAGCGUUCCAGAGAGUAGUGUCUUUCCACUGGUCAUGCUUUCAGGGUCACACACACCAUGGGGCCCUCUGAAAGCAGUUCUGCAGCUGCUCUUUGUUUUUAUGAAGUGUUCAUAAAUAAAAAAGACAAAUUUUUAAAAAGGAAAAGGAGAUACCCACCAUGAGAAUAUUGUUGUUUUCUCUUGCGGGCCUAUCUAUUUGACUAUUGAGACCCAGUGGCCCUGCACUUGGCCUUUUGAGAGACAUUGAUUGGUGAGGCAGCAGCACACACAUGGGAUGUUUUCAUUGGGCAUUACAAUAGAGAUUAAGAAACACUGAGACCAGCAGCAGAGGGCUAUCAUGGCUACAGUGGUAGUUCAGUAACAGCCACCCGCAUGCGAGAUCAUCACUCAGCUUUUACAGUGUUUCCCUCUCUUUCUGGAAAAGUAUGUUUGAAAAGCAAUAAAUCGAGAGGAGGUCCGGACAGACUGAGCAAUAAGUACUACAAUCCACAUUUCUCAAUGACCACAGAAGAAGAGCUCAGAUUCAUUUCAUCUGGCUUGAGCCAUCAUUACUGUUGUGUAUACGCAUAUGUACAUAUGUACAUCUACCAUGGCCCGAAGUAUAUCAAUUGCAGUUCAGACAGAUCAUAUUGGAUGCUCUGAGGAUAUUCUAAUCCAGCACAUUUACUUUGUGACAUGGACUCGCUGUACACAACUAUGGGCACACAGAUGCUGAGGAUUUAACGUAAUAAAUAUUUAAAUAUUAAAAAAUCUUUGGUGGGGAUUGGGAGGUGAAGGGGUUGAUGACCUGUAUCAGGAGAACCAGUCUCUUCGUAGACACUGUAGUGACUGACCCAAUGCUUUUAUUGACCUUUCCGCAUUCUGUAUUUUGGACAAAGACAAAUGCUUCUCACCUUGAUAUUUGAUAUACCUUCAUAGACUGCUUCCUAACAAAAUGUAAUCCCCCUGAAAAUAUGGCAGUUUUUUUUCUCUAAAAAUUUCAUUUGAUAUAUCUUACCAUUUGUGACAAAUCACUCAUUCCUUUUAGUCUCUUUUUUGGUUCGUGACAACCUAUAUCAGGUCAAUAUCUGCUGAAAUGUGCUCUAAAUAAGCUCCAUGGACAGUAUUGAAGUAUGGCAUCUCUUGGCAAUGGACCAUUUUGAGUAUCUAAAUGUUAUGUUUCCCAGUGUGGUUGGAGAUCUCAUGGUUACAUAUAGUUCAACCUGGCAUAUGAAGACAAAGUACCUGUGCAAUAGUGUAUGUCACGGGAGAAUUAAAUUAAUGUGAUUAAUUCAUCCUGUUUAAACUCAAAAGGCUUCCCUUGAGAAUGAGCUCUCUGGCAGGGCUUUUCUUUACCGUCACCCUUUCAAAUAAUGACUUGUUAUGUAAAGACAGUAAGGACAACGUGUUGCAAUGGAAAAAUUAUCUAGAAAAAAAUCUGUUGCAUGACAAAGCAGGUUCAAGGUGGAUUCCACCCGAAUGAUAUUCCCCUACAUUCAUGAGCACUCGUUGUGGGAAAGUUGGAUGUUUGAAGAAAAUGAAGGAUAAAAGACACAUUUUCAAGGUGAAAGGAGCUUUUGUCCAGGUCCGAAUCUUUAUGCUUUGCAUUGCCUUCUGGGAAGGCUCCGGUGACCUAUUGUGUGAAACCUUUGUUCCUACCAUAGGAUGUGACACCUCUGGGAUGUUAGUGGAUCAUCUCACUAGAGGUAACCAUGGUAAUGCAUCAUCAGCUUCUAUGCUGUAUCAUGGGAUUACAAAUUUCAUUAUGCUCUUGAGUUUAUCUUUUAAUGUGAAAUUAUUUAUCAGUUCUAAUGUUAAACAACCUGAUCCCACUAUUUAACAGGAAAUGUGCAAAAUGUGCAGAUGCACUAAAAGUACAUAAACGGACAAAACAUGUAGAUACCUGCACCAUAUUUACACAAAACAACACAUCUAUUUUUAUACCAAGUUGUUUUUUGUCAAUAUUUAAUUAUUUGUUUGGGAUAAUAUAAUAAAAUAUCCCGAAAUGAUUCAUAAAUACAGUUUUCUGCAAAGAUUAGACUUUAACUUCUAAUAUAGAAUCAGUACAAAAAAACAAAUUAAGUAUUAAGUUAUGAUUUUCAUCUGACUUAUUAGUAGUUUUAUUUUGUUUCAGCACAGAAGCUUAUGAUAAAACUGGUAUUUCUCUUAAAGGGAUGAUUGGAUGACCUUUGACCUCUGUAGAAGUCUUCCUCUAAACCCAGAUUAUAAACAGAAAAAAUAUGCUGGGUUUUCUGUUUUGUUUUUUUGUUUUAUUUUAAUGGAUGAUGGAAAUUUUAAUUAAAUUAUUCAAUUAAAAUUUAA